AUGGCUUCAUAUUUCGAUGAUCACGGUGUGAAUGAACUGUCAGAAAACCUGACAUCAGACGAACUUCCUUUGGUGAUGGCAAGAAUAUUACUUCGUUUUGGUUUUGCUGAUGACAUAUGGCUAACAACAAUGGGAAGUGAUGGUUUGGGACCUUACCCUACAGCCAAAAAGGUAAUUGAGGAAUUGCCAACUCAGAUAAUAACAAAAGAAGAAGCAGAGAAAAAAAAUACAUGCUCAGUAUGUCUUGGGCAUUUAGAAGAGGACAAUGAAGUAAAAACAUUGUUAUGCAAACACCAGUUUCACACUAAAUGUAUUCUGCCAUGGUUGGAAAAGGUAAAUACAUGUCCAGUUUGCAGAGAAGAAUUUGCUACUGAUGACCCUGCAUAUGAAGAAUUCAGAAAAUACAAAGCUCGUAAGAAGCAACGAGAUUUUGAACUGGAUAAUUUGCACAACUCCAUGUUUGGCUAA
This is a messenger RNA of Acanthosepion pharaonis, 468 nucleotides long. Lineage: Eukaryota; Metazoa; Mollusca; Cephalopoda; Sepiida; Sepiidae. The record is from the annotation of a GenBank genome assembly.